AUGACGACAAUCACGUCAACAAAGACAACCAGCAGUCCGCCUUCCUCGUCCCUAUCUCUCGAGUCGGGCCAGCUCCAGUCAACCGAACCGACGAGCACAGUUACUACGCAGCGAAGUAACAAUGUUCAACUGCAGCAAAUUCCAACACCUCCAGCGUUCACAAAUAAGCAAGAGGAACGAGAAUACCUCAAGGGAAGGCUUGCUCUCGCCUUCAGGCUUUUCGGAAAGUUCGGCUUCGAUGAGGGCGUCGCCGGCCACAUCACUCUACGCGACCCCAUUCUCACAGAUCACUUCUGGGUCAACCCUCUGGGUCGAGCUUUCAGCUUGAUGCGACGUUCCGACCUCAUCCUCGUCAACGGCGCAGGAGAGGUAGUCGACGGUGGCGCCAACCGUCUCCUCAACCGCGCGGCUUACAUGAUCCAUCACGCCGUUCACGUGGCCCGCCCCGACGUCAACUGCGCGGCUCACUCGCACAGCCUCUAUGGCAGGGCCUUCUGCUCUCUGGGCCGGCCCAUUGACACCCUGACGCAGGACAGCUGUGCGUUUCACGGUGAUUUGGGUAUCUACAAGCAGUUCCGGGGCGUGGUGCUGGCUGAAGAGGAAGGGCGAAAUAUUGCGAGGGCUUUGGGUUCUGGAAAGGCUUGUAUGUUGCAAAAUCAUGGCCUGUUGACGGUUGGUCAGACGGUCGAGGCUGCUGUGUUUUGGUUUGCGUCGUUGGAUAAGUGUUGUCACGCUCAAAUGUUAGCAGAAGCAGCUGCCGCUGGUCACGGCACGGGGGAACCUCCUGUCAAGAUUGACGAGGAAGAUGCUGUGUUUACUUCCAAAAGCGUGGGCACGCCUAACGUUGGGUGGUUCAGCGCCCAACCGAUGUUUGAUGUGAUGGCCGAGGAGAUUGCCGACAAGUACUUACAGUAA
Colletotrichum karsti is the source of this 915-nucleotide messenger RNA. RefSeq lists its product as uncharacterized. NCBI's taxonomy places the organism in Eukaryota, Fungi, Ascomycota, Sordariomycetes, Glomerellales, Glomerellaceae. Gene Ontology annotation, molecular function: actin filament binding. Bases 1 to 915 code for a protein of 304 amino acids. The transcript has a single exon. Gene Ontology annotation, cellular component: cytoskeleton. The record is from RefSeq and is a predicted model, not a curated record.